Molecule: messenger RNA, 1753 nt
Organism: Raphanus sativus (radish)
Lineage: Eukaryota; Viridiplantae; Streptophyta; Magnoliopsida; Brassicales; Brassicaceae
Product: sulfite exporter TauE/SafE family protein 2
Exons: 4
Coding region: 151-1536 (461 amino acids)
Biological process (GO): protein ubiquitination
Cellular component (GO): Cul4A-RING E3 ubiquitin ligase complex; membrane
Source: RefSeq, a predicted model, not a curated record
CCAUCUGCAUGCAAUCACUUUCUAUCUCUCUCCAAUUCUUCUUCUCCUAUAUAUUGACUAGAAAUCUUGCACACACACUUAAUAAUCCCCAAACAUCUCCAAAAAACCCCCAAAACUUUUCAAAAUCAACAAAACACCCCACACAUAAAAAUGAGAAAUAAUUUCGUCCCUGUAACUCUCUCCUUCCUCACCAUCAUCAUCCUCCUAACUCCAUCAACCGCAGAACAAGAACCAUCCUUUGUCUCCCCCGUCGACCAACUCCUCAACAAAACCAGCUCAUGGCUCCACUUCCCGACCAAAUUCAACCAACCAAAAAUCGAACUAACAACCUCGACAAUCAUCGCCGCCGUACUCUCUUUCAUCGCCGCAUCGAUCUCAAGCGCCGGAGGAAUCGGCGGCGGAGGCUUAUACGUUCCGAUAAUGACGAUCGUCGCCGGACUCGAUCUGAAAACAGCUUCGAGCUUCUCAGCUUUCAUGGUCACGGGAGGAUCCGUGGCCAACGUGGGAUGCAACCUCUUCGUGAGAAACCCUAAAGCCGGAGGCAAGACCAUGAUCGACUUCGACUUAGCUCUGCUUCUUGAGCCGUGUAUGCUUCUCGGAGUUAGCGUCGGAGUGAUCUGUAACCUCGUGUUCCCGAACUGGCUUAUAACGAGUCUCUUCGCCGUGUUUCUUGCGUGGUCGACGGUGAAGACGUUUGGAAACGGGGUUCAUUACUGGAGGUUGGAGUCGGAGAUGGUGAAGAUCAGAGAAUCGAGACGAGUGGGAGAAGAUGAUGAGGAUGAGAUUGAGAGUGUGAAGUUGCCUCUUUUGGGAGAUUGUGAUGAGAGACCGAAGAGGUUUCCAUGGAUGAAGCUUGGCGUUUUGGUGGUUAUUUGGCUAUCUUACUUUGCUGUUUAUCUUCUUCGCGGAAACAAAUACGGCGAGGGGAUCAUAUCGAUCGAGCCAUGUGGCAUCACGUACUGGCUCCUCUCAUCAACUCAAAUCCCACUCACACUCUUCUUCACUCUUUGGAUCUGCUUAAGUGACAAUGUUCAAGGCAACCAGUGUUCAGAUCACCAUGUCUCAGUAAAGGACGUAGAAGAUUUGAGAUCAUAUGAUGGAGGAAGAGCAAACAAAUGUAUGUUUCCUGUAAUGGCUCUACUAGCUGGAGUUUUAGGAGGUGUUUUUGGUAUUGGAGGCGGUAUGCUCAUUAGCCCUCUCCUCCUCCAAGUUGGCAUCGCUCCCGAGGUAACUGCAGCGACAUGUUCUUUCAUGGUUCUGUUUUCAUCCACAAUGUCUGCUAUUCAAUACUUGUUACUAGGCAUGGAACAUACCGGAACCGCUUGUUUAUUUGCGAUUUUAUGUUUUGUGGCAUCACUCGUUGGACUAAUGGUGGUUCAAAAGGUAAUAACUCAGUUCGGAAGGGCUUCGAUCAUAGUGUUCUCCGUUGGUAUUGUCAUGGCAUUGAGUAUUGUGUUGAUGACAAGCUAUGGAGCCCUUGACGUUUGGAAUGAUUUUGUCUCUGGUCGUUACAUGGGGUUUAAAUUACCUUGUUGAGACUAACCAAAUAAAGUUUUGGUUAAUAGUCAUAAUAGAUGUGUUUAUCCAUCAUGUUCUAUCAUGAUUUUGUGUUGCUCUUUAUUUUAUUUUUGUAUGAAUUUAAGAAAUAUUCAGAAUGCACAUCUCGUGCAUUCGAAUAUAUGGUCCAAAGAAAAAAGUUGUGUUGUAAUCUUGUAGUCAUGUAGACUGAAAUAAUCAUAUCAAAUUUUAUGCA